Molecule: messenger RNA, 4348 nt
Organism: Loa loa (African eye worm)
Lineage: Eukaryota; Metazoa; Nematoda; Chromadorea; Rhabditida; Onchocercidae
Product: jmjC domain-containing protein
Exons: 25
Coding region: 134-4339 (1401 amino acids)
Biological process (GO): chromatin remodeling
Cellular component (GO): nucleus
Molecular function (GO): DNA binding; histone demethylase activity
Source: RefSeq, a predicted model, not a curated record
UAUGCUAUAGUUUACUUUUUUUUGUGAGAACGUCAUGUUUGUUAAGCUUAAACUUAUAUGACGAUUUUCGUUAUCAACAUAUUUCCAGGUUAUGGUAGUUUACGAUAAAUUCUAAAUUUACGCAACUAUAUAUAUGCAAACUCCCUUGAACAUGUUUAAAAACUAUUCCAAAUAUUAUACCGAAUUUGAGCGCCCACCGUUUGCACCAACAUUCUAUCCAACGGAGGAGGAAUUCGCCGAUCCAAUCGCAUAUGUGGCAAAAAUUAAACCUGAAGCAGAGAAGUAUGGUGUGAUAAAAGUUAAACCUCCUCCUUCUUUUCGACCACCUUUCGCCAUCGAUAGUGAGAAAUUCAACUUUACACCACGCAUUCAAAAGCUGAACCAAAUUGAUGCAUUAACACGGGCAAGACUGAUAUUCGAUGCACAGUUGGCCAGUUAUUGGCAUAUGCAGGGGCAUACACUUGAAGUUCCAAAUAUUGAUAAUAAAUAUGUUGAUUUUUAUGAUCUUUAUAAGGCUGUAAUGGAAGCCGGAGGGGUUGAUACUAUAAACGCUCAGAAGCGAUGGGGCUAUAUUACAAAAAAACUCGGAUUCAAGCAACAACGUGCCAAUAAAAUUAAAACUCUUUACUUCAAAUGGAUUGACGUUUUUCACAAGCUUUUUAAUCAGAAUAGAGAUGAUGAAGAAAAAAAUGACAGUUGCAGCAGCACAGCGAAUGGUAUCGAAACUGCACAAGUAGAGUAUAGAAGACGAAUCCCUCAACCUAGAACAAAAUCUAUGGCUGGACUUCGUUUUCAUGCGAAGGAGAGGAAAACGAGAACAUCAGAUCCAAUGGAUGAAGUCGUAUGUAAGAAAUGUGGCAAGGGUGAUGACGAGGAGCAUUUAUUGCUGUGCGAGGAUUGCGAUUAUGCAUUACACACUUACUGCUGUUCACCGGCACUGCCGAGUGUCCCACAGUUUGAAUGGCGUUGCCGUCGAUGCUUGCUGGCUUCAGUCAAUGAGAUUGCAGAAAGUUAUGCAUUUCACGAUGCACAUACCAGCUAUAACUUGCUUACGUUCGCUAAAUAUGCAAAUGACUGGAAGCAAAACCAUUUUCAUAAAAGUCCGCUGGAAGUACCUUCUGAAGAAGUGGAGCAAGAAUUCUGGAAAGAUGUAAUUGAUCUCGAAAAUACCGUAGUUGUAAAAUAUGGUGCAGAUCUUGUGGUCACUAAGGUCGGUAGCGGUUUUCCAAUGAAUGGGCUUGAUUUCGGCGGAAAAAUGGAUCACAAGGAACGUCAAUAUUAUGCGAAUCAUCCGUGGAACCUAAACAAUCUACCGAUAUUGAAGGAUUCUGUUCUGAGCUACAUGGAAACCGGAAUAUCCGGUAUGAUGGUACCAUGGGUUUAUGUGGGUAUGUGUUUGAGCGCUUUUUGCUGGCACACGGAGGAUCAUUGGACCUAUAGCGUCAACUAUUUGCAUUGGGGUGAGCGUAAGAUCUGGUAUGGUGUUUCUGGCGAUGAGGGCGAGAAAUUCGACAAAGUCAUGAUGGAGCUUGUUCCGUAUUUAUUUGAACGUCAACCGGAUGUUCUGCAUCACAUGACAACAACAAUGAAUCCAAAAAUUCUUAUAAACAAAGGUAUUCACGUUUAUACAGUUCAUCAGGAGCCAGGCGAAUUUGUGAUAACAUUUCCACGUUCCUAUCAUGCUGGAUACAACGAGGGAUUGAAUUUUGCAGAAGCUGUGAAUUUUGCACCUGCAGAUUGGCUGCGCAAAGGUCGUUUUUGUAUCUUGGAGUAUGCUCGUGUUCAUCGUAAUUGUGUUUUUUCACACGAGGAACUGAUGGUAAAAAUGGCGAAGUGUGCUACUAAGCUGAGUGUAAACGUUGGUGUAGCUGUACAUGAAGAGCUGUAUGAAAUUAUUGUACGAGAAAAACAUCUUCGGGAUAUUGUUACUAAGAGAGGCGUCACUCAAUCAGCACGUGUUGAAUAUGAGCAUAUUCCUGAUGAUUUUCGCUCUUGUGCUGUUUGCAAGACAACGCUAUUCAUGUCAUCACUUAUCUGCAAACACAAAAGACUUGUAUGUUUGAAGCACGCCGAUCGUAUCUGUUCAUCGUGCCGGGCAGCAGACCUUACUUUCAAUUACCGUUAUACUGCGCAAGAACUGAAUUACAUGUACAACAUGUUGUCAUAUGGGAUCUGUGACUAUUCUACCUGGAGGUCCAAACUUUUGUCAGCAAUCAGUACAAAAAAUGAUGGUGUUAAGCCCACACUAGACGACUUACGUAUUUUGGUUAGUGUUUCGAAAGCGCGGCGCUUCCCGCAAUGCGAUGCUACUGAUGAAGCCAUGAAUAUCAUAAAACGUUCGGAGAACAUCAUGCAGAGUGCACGUGCACUGAUGAGUCGUCGGAUACGUACUAGGAACAACUUACGGAAGCAUGCAAAUGAAUGUCCAGCCGAUAUUAGAGAUAUCGAGAAACUAGAACAAUCGAUUGAGGAAUUGCCGUGCACUAUACUUAAUUUGGAAUUCAUCGUUAAGAAUUAUAUGAAGCGUCUUGAAGAUUGGCGUAAGCGCUGUUCACAGUUUUUGAUAAGUGCGGUAGAUUACACUGACAAAUACAAUCAUUACAUCGAUUUGGUGAACAAACUGAUUGAAGAAGCUGAUGAUUUCAAUGUUAAUCUAACGGAGAUCGAUGAUUUGGAGAGGAUGUUAGAUAAGUGCCAUUGGCUACAAUGUGCACAUAGAAUAUUGACUUGGGCACCGGGAAAUAAAUCGGAUGGUAAAUCGGGAAACCAAAAUACUGUUGGACCUGAUCAGGCAAAAGGAAGAUGGAAACUUCGAGAGAUGAUGGAAUUAAUCGAAAAGGGACGAUCCAUCGCGGAUGACGAUGUCAAAUUUCAAACUGAAGUUGAUGCUUUGAAUGUGAUGUUGAAAAUUGGUCACCAAAAUGAAUAUGUAGUGCAAGCUUUUUUACGAGAUAAAAGGAACGAAGGGAUUGGAGUGGAAGAGGCUGAGAAAAUGCGAGCGGCUUUGGAAGUCUCCGAAUGGAUGACAGAAGAAUGCAUCGAUAAAUUUAGAAAUGAAUAUAAGUUCGCUCGAAAUGUUUAUGACACUGCUCGACGUUUGAGGGGAAGCAAGAGUUACACGCUGAAAUCUUUAAGCGAUUUGCUUUUCAAAAUCGGAAAAUCUUUCAUUUUGAAAAACUCAGCAAUGAAUUCGGAUAUGGAAAAACUCUAUGACUGCGUUCAGUGUUUUUGUCGACAUGUUGGCCAUAUGUUUGCGUCAUCUCCAUCUUAUUAUAGUAUUGUCGAGAUAUUGAACGGUCGAGACGAUUUAACAGAGUUAAUCGAAGGUGUUGCAACGCCACUAACCCUGGUGGAUUCACUUUCACUUCGUGACAAUUGGGCAUAUAUUGAAAAUUUCGAAUCUGUCGAACAGCUUACACAUCAUGUCAAUUCACUUUAUGAGCAGCAGCGCAGACUUAUAAUAACUUUACGGAAAUUGAAUGAAGCCCGAUCCAUUGACGAAAUGUGUUUGUGUGGUAGUGCGAAGGACGAGAAUGAUUCUGUCAUUAGUUGCCUGCUUUGUCAUGCUAAAUUUCACUCAAGUUGCGUGCAAUGGAAUCCCUUCAUGUCACAGCUUCCGGUGGGCUAUUAUCUUUGUGUUCGAUGCUUACGUAGCCGUCGUCCUCUUGUUGAAGAUGUAAAGGGUGCCUGUGGGACUGCUUUACCAUCUUUGGAACGUAUGUUGGUUGAAACCGCUCUGAAACAUGCUGAAUUGGCCUAUGCAGAAGCACUGGAUGUUAUUGGCAAACUACCACCUCUUGGUACUCCUCUUGACGCGGAACUAUGUAAAAGUGUUGAUGAGUCUCUGAUUGCGGUUUUCUGUAACGAGAUAAUGAAUUCGGAAGCAUGGAAAUUGAUUACUGAUGCACUCAUUCGAGUGAAGCCGCCUGCUGAAAAAGGCAAAGAGAUUUAUGAGCAGAUUAGACAACGACCAGUUUCGACACAAGUUCCGAGUGUUUUGUUUCCUGACAAUAAUGGUAGUAAAAGACGUCGAGGUCUGAAGCGAAGUAUAUUAGGAAAGGGCAAAUUCAUGGCGGGACAUCGAAAACGUUCGAAGAACGAUUUUCAUCAAGAACAGGACGUCUGCUCUGCUACCACCUGCUUGAAGCCUUACAGUGAUCACAUUCGCUGGAUUCAAUGUGAAGCGGGUUGUUCACGAUGGUAUCAUUAUGUUUGUGUGGGGCAAACGGUGAACCAAGUGGACCAGACAUCAUUGUAUUGUUGCCACCGCUGCUUGGCAGAUGGCAAAAUUCCACCAGUGUGUUCAUUCUCCGGUCCAGCUACUUCAUUUUCUCCUUAAGUGUCAGUC